Molecule: messenger RNA, 933 nt
Organism: Pichia kudriavzevii
Lineage: Eukaryota; Fungi; Ascomycota; Pichiomycetes; Pichiales; Pichiaceae
Exons: 1
Coding region: 1-933 (310 amino acids)
Biological process (GO): iron import into the mitochondrion
Cellular component (GO): mitochondrial membrane
Molecular function (GO): ferrous iron transmembrane transporter activity
Source: RefSeq, a predicted model, not a curated record
AUGUCCCAAACGCUCGAAAUCGACUACGAGGCCCUUCCAGACAACUCCCCGCUGCUCUCCCAGCUCAUGGCCGGUGCAUUUGCAGGAAUCAUGGAACAUACAAUCAUGUUCCCCAUAGAUUCCAUUAAAACUAGAAUGCAGACCCUCAAAAUCAAACACAAUGAGGGAAUCUUGGCCUCGUUUAGCAAGAUCAGCGCAACAGAAGGUUCAUUGGCUCUAUGGAGAGGCGUUUCUUCUGUUGUCUUAGGUGCUGGCCCGGCUCAUGCCAUCUAUUACAUGGUGUUUGAAUCCACGAAAACAGCUUUAUGUAAUAGACUCGUUCUAAAAGAUCCAGCUGCUAAUAUCAACAACAUCAACGAAGUGUCGAAUUUCAUCGUCACAAGCGAAAAACAUCCCUUGAUUGCCAGCGUAUCCGGUGUUGCAGCAACAGUCACCUCUGACGCAUUGAUGACCCCCUUUGACGUCAUUAAACAACGAAUGCAAAUCAAUAACUCAAACUCGUCAAUCAAGUCCUUCUUUAACUCAACGUCCUAUAUUUAUAGAAACGAAGGCCUAAGGGCAUUCUUCAUUAGCUAUCCAACAACGUUGAUCUUGAGCAUACCGUUUGCUGCCUUGAAUUUCGGCAUCUACGAGUUUGCCUCGGACAAACUCAACCCUAACCAGCAUUAUAAUCCCAUGGUCCAUUGUGUCUCUGGAGGUAUCUCUGGUGCCUUUGCAGCAGCAAUCACAACGCCCCUGGACUGUAUCAAAACAGUCUUACAGACAAAGAGCAUCCCCAAUGCAACUUCCAUGUACACUGCGGCCCAGGGCCUAUAUAGACAGGGCGGAUACAAUGCAUUUCUUAGAGGCUUGAGACCAAGGGUGGUAUUCAAUGUCCCUGCAACUGCAAUCAGUUGGACGGCAUAUGAAAUGGCAAAGGCUUAUCUAUUGUAA